GCGAAAAGAACCCUCACAGCGCCCAUUCUGUCAGCUCCAGCACGCAAGUAUGGAGAAAAGAUUCACUAGACUUGGGGCUAGUCUUCCCAGUUUGGCAGGUGUCUAGCAAUUUCGGCUGGAUCAACAAGUUGCGCAAUAAUGUUGACCCAGCAUUCCACAGCGACGGUUGCACCACCCACUCGGCCUUUGCCUGAGGCGCGUGCUUUAAAAGAAGCUUGCCGCCCUGUCUCUGUGAAGAUCUUCUUGUCUCUCUCUCUCUCAGCAUUCUAAUUGACUCUUGUUUGUUGCCAAUUAGCUUCUUCUCACGAUGGCUUUCCUCUUUACUGCCCUCGUCGCCGGCCUGGCUACUGCCUCGCCCGUCAGCGAUCUCAUCACCAAGCAGGCCUUGAGCGCCGUCCCCCACGGCUGGGAGCUCAAGUCUGCUGCCAAGGACGAUCACAAGAUUGACCUGUUCAUCCGCCUCAAGGAGGAGAAUCAGGACAAGCUGGAGAAGCGCGUCAUCGAGGAGGUCCCCAGCUACAACGACCUUUCUUUGUACCUGACCAAAUACACGCCCGAGAUCCCCACCAACACGACAACUCCCAUCACCUCCAUCAACGGUGGUCUCUCUGACCCCAAGGGCUCUGGUGAGGGCGAGGCCAACCUCGACACCCAAAUCACCGUCCCGUUGACAUACCCCAUCAACAACAUCUACUGGUCCACUGGCGGCAUGCCUCCUUUCCAACCCGCCGGUAGCAGCGUCAACAACACCAACGAGCCCUACUUUGAGUGGCUCCAGUACGUCAGCGGCCAGCACAAGCUUCCCACGACCAUCUCCAUCUCGUACGGUGAUGACGAGAGAACCGUCCCUGUCGACUACGCCCGCGCCGUCUGCUUCCAGUUCCUCAAGCUCGGAGCUCGCGGUGUCAGUGUUUUCGUCUCUGCUGGCGAUGCCGGUCCCGGUGGCUCUGAUUCUUGCACUGUUGAUGCCAACGGCAAGAAGACUGUCAAGGAAUACCUCCCCGAUUUCCCUGCCUCGUGCCCCUGGGUUACCACUGUUGGUGGCACCACCCACUACGGCGACGACGAGCAGUCCGAGCCCGAUGGUGGCAGCGGCUUCUCCAACAUCUUCACCCGUCCCUGGUACCAGUGGUCCGAUGUCGAGGACUACCUCGAUGGUCUUCCCGAAGAGUUUGAGAAGAUCAAGUUCAACAGACGCGGCCGUGCGUACCCCGAUGUCUCCGCCCUCUACCGCGGCUACCCCAUCUACUUCCAGGGCAAGCUCGGAUACAGCGGCGGCACCAGCGCUUCGUGCCCUACCACUGCCUCCAUCUUUGCUCUGCUCAGCGACUACCUCCUCUCCCAGGGCCGUCCCCCCAUGGGCUUUGUGAACCCUUGGCUCUACCGCCGCGGUACUGAUGGCCUCCGCGACUUGAAGAAGGGCCACAACAACGUCUGCAAGACUGAACCUGCUUUUCCUUCUGUUGAGGGUUGGGAUGCUACCACUGGUCUCGGCGUUCCCGACUUUGGCAAGCUUUUGGAUCUCAUCCGCGACUAGAAGAUUUUCUCUAGAAUAUACUUUUAAUA
This is a messenger RNA of [Torrubiella] hemipterigena, 1566 nucleotides long. The record is from the annotation of a GenBank genome assembly. NCBI's taxonomy places the organism in Eukaryota, Fungi, Ascomycota, Sordariomycetes, Hypocreales, Clavicipitaceae.